ACGCGUUGGAAAAAGUCAAACUGAAAGGAAAGUGUAAAAGUAAAGUAAAUAAAAGCCAAAAAUCAAAAUGAAAACAAUGGCUGAUGAAGAGGUUAGUGAGGAUUUGAAGUCAUUGAACAUUGAUGAUAAAAAGGAAGUGAGCUCCGGCGAUCACAGCCCAGCAAUGAGUCCAGUCAUGCUUUCCGAAAAUAACUACAACUGGGUAGAUAUCACUGAUGACUUUUUUAAUUCCAUCAAAGUGUUGGACUUAGGCGAAUUGCUGCAUGAUGAGCUGUUUGGACUGUUCGAGGCUAUGUCGGCCAUAGAGAUGAUGGACCCGAAGAUGGACGCAGGAAUGCUUUGCAACAGAGGAAACAAAGCUGCGCUCACUUUCGAACAGGCCGUUGAUUGUGGGAAACUGAAGCUGUCCAGUCUCAGUUUAAGUGAGCAGAUAGGCGUCAUAGACAACACUCUAGCCUGCCUGGUGUCUUGGCUAGAAGGUCACUCUCUGGCACAGACCGUGUUCACCAACCUCUUCCUACAUAAACCUCACACAGUCCAGGACAAACCACUGCGGGCCUUCUGCUUCUCUGUCUACAAGAUCGUCUACAUCAUCAAGGACUUUGUAAACAGAGGUACAGUGUUUGAGGAGGAAGACUUCCAGCCUACAGUGUACGGCUACAGCCUGUGUCCAGACUGGAGCGAGCAGAGAGUCGUGGCGUUGCUGCGGGAGACUGAGGACGAACUACAACGUAGGGUUAGAGCUAGAACUGCCGACACACCCGACACUGGCAAGCAUGAAGACUUGAUAGCACUGCACGCCAGAGUCAGGUUCACACGACUGUUGUACCAAGCACUCAGUUCCCUCAGCAAGCAAGGUGGAGUCAGCGUGGGGGACAGCAGCAAACUGCUGACUACAUGUGCUGAGGUCAUCCCUACACUGAUCAAAACAUUGGACCGUGGUCUGCAACCUACACCUACACCCGACGGAGGUUCGGUGAUGAUGGGUUUUGAGCCGCUAGUCAAUCAGAGACUGCUUCCACCGACAUUUCCUCGCUACACCAGAGUCAAGAGUAGAGCAGAUGCAUAUCAAUAUCUAGAAGAGCUUAUAGGGAGACUAAAACAGGCCUGCAGGGUAGCUACAUGCACCUCCUUCCAUAGUGCUCUGGACCUGUUUAUAGAGCUGAGCAGGAGCAACCCAUGUAUCGUAUCUCGCAGCGUGAUGCAACUGUUGUACGUCAACAGAGCUAACGGUAGCUGUGUAGAUGCUCUGAGAGACGCAGCUCGCAACUUCAUAUCUCCUCCCUCCCUCGCACCGAGGAACCCAUUCGUUGCCAACCCUCAGGCCAGGGAGUAUGUGGACACAUUCUUUGACAGAUGUGUUCGUCCGUUCACCAGUCUCAUCCAACUGUGUGGACACAACAGAGCCAGACAGAGAGACAAGUUAGCUCAUCUACUGGAGGAGUUUGCAUCUCUACAGGACGAGGCAGAGAGAGUGGAUGCGUUCCUCAACAACAUAGGUCAGAAGUGUGACCCUCCGAGAUCUCAUUUGGCAUGUUUUGGCACUUGGGUACUCUACCACAGUCUCAGAAUCAUGAUUAUGUUUCUUCUCUCUGGCUUUGAGUUGGAACUCUACAGCACUCACGAGUACCAUUACAUCUUCUGGUAUUUGUACGAAUUUCUCUAUGGUUGGUUGAUCUCAUCUCUGACACGAGCCGACAGUUUCUUGGUGGAUCAGGAGCAGGCUGCCGCCGCGGGGAGGGCACAGAGACGUAGCAAACCAAGGAAAAAGAAGGCCAGACCUUACACUAGGGAAAUCAUCUUGCACCAGGCUCUACAGAACAUGUGUGGCGGAUAUUAUAAGGCAAUGCUGGGAUUCCGGCAAGACGGGAAGUUACAACUGCCACACCCGGAGUUUGACUGUGAGCGAGUCCGUUACGAACACCGCUUCGCACCCUUCAGCAGUCUUCUGACACCUCCACCCGUGCAGUACUCAGAGUUCCAUGACAUGACCGCGGCACUACAGCACACCCAUAGUCAGAGCUUGUACACCCACGGGUGCAAACACUUCCACCAGGCUAGGUCCUUGCUGGAGUCCAUCACCAACCCCGACAAUGAGAUCAAUGAGCUGUUGAGAGUUGCCAAAACCAACUUUGUGGUGUUGAAACUUCUCGCCACAGGACAUAGGAGGGAGAGCACCAAGCCACCAGAUUUUGACUUCUCAUAUCACCACCAUUUCCCCAUCAUCAAACUACAGUAAUACACUCAUCUAGUCAGACACUUUAUAUUUGUUUUGUAAGAAUUCAUAAUUUGUUGUAAAUAAAUCACAUUGAUGAUCA
Macrosteles quadrilineatus (aster leafhopper) is the source of this 2318-nucleotide messenger RNA. It is a transcript of the gene Naa35, whose product is annotated as N-alpha-acetyltransferase 35, NatC auxiliary subunit. Lineage: Eukaryota; Metazoa; Arthropoda; Insecta; Hemiptera; Cicadellidae. Gene Ontology annotation, cellular component: NatC complex. Bases 68 to 2239 code for a protein of 723 amino acids. The record is from RefSeq and is a predicted model, not a curated record. The transcript is spliced from 13 exons. Gene Ontology annotation, biological process: N-terminal peptidyl-methionine acetylation.